UUGCCACCGUGGUUUUCAGUGGCUGAGAACAAAAAGGAGUCGUGGCUUUGUGCCCUAGUGACACGGGUGGCCUUCAGUGCCUGGGCCAGGCCUUUUCACGCGUUUUCCUCUGAUGUAGCGGCCGCCUUUGCCUCAUCACCCAGAUGUCAUUUCUUCCAGGCCCUGUCCUGGAGCUCAGCCAGGGCAAGGCAGGGCGGCCUAGCCCACCCCUCCUAGCCCCUCUGACUGUGUGCUCUCUCUGCAGCACACUGCCCUCGGCAAAGACAACCUCCCAGACUCGCUCUGCCCACCACCGUGGGCCCCCUGGUAUGCUGCUGGGGGAAGCCACCAAGCCUUCCCAGUGCCCUGCCCAGUGCCCGCCAUUCCCCAGCCUCGACGCCAAGGAUGUGGGCCGCAGAAGGCAGAAGAAGAGGAGCCGGCAGCACCAGCGCUUCAUGGCUCGCAAGGCCUUGCUGCAGGAGCAGGGACUGCUUAGCUCGGCCUCGGGGACCCGGUCCUCCCCACAGCCCGGCCCUUCCCAGGCACCAGGCGCACCCCCUGCCAGCAGCAGGAGCCAGCAACUGAAAGCUGGCACUGGCCAUGGUGAUCCAUGCAACAAAAAACCCAAGGGCAGGGAAGCGCCAGGGCCCAGCAAGUGUGUGGCCAUCGACUGUGAGAUGGUAGGCACUGGGCCCCGCGGGCAUGUGAGCGAGUUGGCCCGCUGCUCCGUGGUCAGUUACUAUGGUGACGUUCUGUAUGACAAGUAUAUCCGGCCUGAGAUGCCCAUCACCGACUACCGUACACGCUGGAGCGGCAUCACGCGGCAGCACAUGCACAAGGCCAUCCCCUUCCGGGCAGCCCAGAAGGAGGUCCUGAAGCUCCUGAAGGGCAAGGUGGUGGUGGGGCACGCGCUGCACAACGACUUCCGGGCCCUCAAGUACGUGCACCCCCGGAGCCACACCCGGGACACCACCUGCGUCCCCAGCCUGCUCGGCCAGCCCGGCGUCCACACGCACGCACGCGUGUCCCUGAAGGACCUGGCUCUGCACCUGCUGAACAAGAGGAUCCAGGUGGGCCGGCACGGCCACUCGUCGGUGGAGGACGCGGCCACAGCCAUGGAGCUGUACCGCCUGGUGGAGGCGCGCUGGGAGGAGCAGGAGGCUGGCAGUGUCCGGGCCAGCCCCGACGACUGGAGCCCUGACAGCAGCACGGACUUGGAGCAGUUCAUGGAGGACCAGUACUGGCCCGACGACCUGGCCCAGGGUGCCAGGGGCCGCUCUGGAGAGUGAGAAGAAGCAGGCGGAUGGGAAGCGGGACCGGAGUCCUGGGCACUUGCUCCUGGGCGGUGUGUCGGUGUUGUGGGGCCGGGCAGGUGUAGGCUGAGUGCCUGUCCACGUGUCCCGGCUGUCAGUGGCUUCCUUGCCCCGAGUCACCUGGGGUCACAUGCUGUCACCACCAGGGUGACAUUGGGGGGGAGCACCGUCUCCGUCCCCAGGCUGGGGUGUGGUCGGGUCUGGUUUGACACCCUCCCCCUCCAGCGCCAUGGUCAGGGUCACAGUGGCUGGGCUCUGCUGGGUUCAGCCCCUGGCCACCUCAGGAAGCACAGAGAGCCAGACGGAUGCCUGCCUGGAGGACCGGCACACUUGUUUUAACCCAGAUCAGGGCCGCCCCUUCUCCCCUCCUCUGGCCUCCAAACCAAGCUGCUCC
Messenger RNA from Perognathus longimembris pacificus (Pacific pocket mouse), 1686 nucleotides. RefSeq names its product apoptosis enhancing nuclease (gene Aen). Lineage: Eukaryota; Metazoa; Chordata; Mammalia; Rodentia; Heteromyidae. The transcript is spliced from 3 exons. Gene Ontology annotation, cellular component: nucleus. The record is from RefSeq and is a predicted model, not a curated record. Bases 144 to 1268 code for a protein of 374 amino acids. Gene Ontology annotation, molecular function: nucleic acid binding; exonuclease activity.